Mercenaria mercenaria is the source of this 7675-nucleotide messenger RNA. Its product is annotated as vesicle transport protein GOT1B-like. NCBI's taxonomy places the organism in Eukaryota, Metazoa, Mollusca, Bivalvia, Venerida, Veneridae. The record is from RefSeq and is a predicted model, not a curated record. The coding region runs from base 130 to 546 and encodes 138 amino acids. The transcript has 6 exons. Gene Ontology annotation, biological process: retrograde transport, endosome to Golgi; endoplasmic reticulum to Golgi vesicle-mediated transport. Gene Ontology annotation, cellular component: endoplasmic reticulum; membrane.
GACUGUUGAAAUAAAAAUGACUAGAAAGCGAGCGUCCAAAGAUAGAAAACAGAGGAAUUUAUGACGUGUUCCUGCAAAUUUUAAUGUUUUACUUAAACAGAGACUCUGUUUUAUUAACAACCGUUCAAAAUGAUGCAAGUUACAGAUUUUCAAAAAAUUGGUGUUGGGCUUGCGGGGUUUGGAAUAGCCUUCCUGUUUCUAGGAAUACUGUUCUUCUUUGACAAAGGUCUGCUUGCUAUAGGAAAUAUAUUAUUCAUUGCUGGACUGGCAUUUGUAAUAGGACUAGAACGGACAUUCAGAUUUUUCUUUCAGCGACAUAAAGUGAAAGCAACUAGUUUUUUUAUUGGUGGAAUGUUUGUUGUUUUGCUUGGCUGGCCAGUUAUAGGAAUGGUUUUAGAGAUAUAUGGAUUUUUCUUAUUAUUUAGUGGAUUUUUCCCAGUUGCCAUUAAUUUCUUAAGAAGAGUGCCAGUAAUAGGAACAAUAUUGUAUUUACCAGGAAUUAGAUCUGUAGCAGAUAGAUUAGGAGAAUCAAGUUCUAUGGCAUAAAGAAACAGACAGAAGAUGAAUUUAAAACAGCAAUUUGUAAAUUUUGCAUCUGAACCCAUUGUCCACAAAUUUGUGUUCAUCCAGAGUCUGAGGCCCAGGGGGAUUAUAGUGUUGAUGGGUACUCCAGCAUGUGUCCUCAUGUGUGCAACAUUAUCCUGUCUUUAAUCAACAUCUUCACUGCCACUGUUGAUUUCAUCAGAAUUGUUUUAUUGACUGGCAUCAAGCAUCAGGUGCUUGUGAUUUCCAAUGCACUCAUUGUCAAAAUAAAGGUGAAUGUAGAAAACGGCUUUGAAGCAACUCUUCAUAUACCUAACUGUGAUUUUCACAAAACUGGGAGUAGCACAUUUUUUUUAUUGCAGGCCUACAAGACCUGUAAAUAUAAACCAUGCCAAAAGCUUUAAAAGGAAUUUUCAUGUAAAACUUAAAAAAAGAUGUGUAUACUCUGUGAUGUAUUGUUUUUGUUUUUUUGUGAACUUCUUCAGGAGAGUGGCUUGGUGCAUCUUUGUUUUAUUAUACUUUGAUAAUAUUUUAUGCCAAAAUAUGUUACAAAAUGCUUUUGAGCCAAAAUUGGAAUGAUACAGAUGCAGUUAUAUGAAGUUUCCUUUUUAGAGUUCAGUGUCUCUUUAUUAGGGUUAAAAAUAAUAUUUGUUAAUUUCUAAAUAUCUUAGAAUAAAUAGAAAACAGUGAAGUUUUUAGCCAAACAUGUAGAGUUUCUGGUGAUAUAAACUCAUAAUAGAGAUAUGAAGUAUUAAUUUCUUUAAAUUAUUUAUGUUUUAAAGGAAUUUAAUAGCACUUACUUGGCUCACUGUUUCUCAAUUUAAAAUUUUGGCAGUAAAGACAUUUUGUUUCAUAAACUUGAAAAAUACUCUUUCAUGCUAUUUAUUGAUGUUGCUAUAUUUUAUCCACUGCCAAAGGUGGAGGGACAUUGUUUUGAGGUUGUUCAUCCAUCCAUCUGUCUGUCUGUCUACAUGCAUCUGUCUGUCCAUAAUUGAAAAUGCUUAUAAUUCAAAAAGUAUUUAAGCUAGAAUCACCAAACUUCAUAUUAUUAUUAUAUAAUGACCUUUGCUCAUAUUAUGGUGUUAUCCCCUUGACCCAGUACAAGCUUUUCCCCUUUAUUUAGUAUAAAAAAGGUGUGUGUUUUUUGCAUCUCUGUAAUCUAUGGUUAGAUCUUCAUGAAACUUUACACAAAUAUAGAUCACUGUAGGGUGGUGGUCCAAGCUCAGUAUCAUCAGGAUCACUUCAUCAGCUUAAGAGUUAUUGCCUUUAAUUAUUUUAUAAUCAGUAAAGAGUCCAACAUAACAAAGUAGUCCGUUGAUGGAUCUUAGUAAAGUUCAACACAAACAUAGAUCACUAUAUAGGGUGGUGGUGCAUGCACAUAUUUCAUCAGGAUCUCUUCAGUAAUUUCAGAGUUAUUGCCAUUUAAUUGUUCCAAAGUUCAUAAAUUCCCACAAAACAAAGUAACCCAUUGAUGGCUCUUCAUGAAACUUGAUACAAAUAAAGAUCACUAUAGGGAAGAGUUUUUCCCCUUGAUUUUGUAAAAAGUAGAAACCAACAAACCAUUGCAUGGUCCUUUUGUACAUAACUUGUGUAUAUCAAGAAAUGAAAUGAGCCAUGCCAUGAGAAAACCAACAUAGUCAGGAUCCAUGCUGUUCGCUUUCAAAGUCUUUUGCAAUUAGAGAAACCGUUAGCGAACAGCAUGGAUCCUGACCGGACUGCGCGGAUGCGCAGGCUGGUCUGGAUCCAUGCUGGUCGCAAAGCCACUAUGUUGGUUUUCCCAUGGCACGGCUCAAAUAUCUUUUAAAAUGUCGUCCCCUCAUUCAUAAAAACACCUAUUCGGUGGGGGAUAUAAAUUAACUGAAUUUGCUUGUUUUUAUUGCUUUCUUUAUAAGCAAAUGAAUUGCUUAGCUAUUAAUACAGGUUGAUCACAAUGGCAAGGGAGGGUCUAUCCAUACUUUUUCACUAGAAAGACCUACUGGUUUGGUAUAAUUUCCAGAUGUGAUUUAUAAAUUUCUAAUGUAACUGUUUGAAGAAUACCGGUAGUGAGAGUGAGAGCUAUUUUACUCACCUGGGUGUUCUGUUGAAGUCACACCUUGAUUGAUGUAUGCAUACAAGCUCACAUCUCUAUAAUCAUGCCUGUAUUGGAUUUGGAAAAUAGAUUUUAGUUUUACCUGCUUUGUUGGCAAAUAAAGUACGAUUUUGAGUUCAGUUGCAUAGUAAUCUAAUCACGAAGGCCAAAGGCCUGAGGGAUUAAUUACCACGUAUCUGAACGAAAAAUGUGUUUUAUUUGCCAACAAAGCACGCAAAACUAAAAUCUAUUUCCAUUCUAACACGUUUGAAUUACACCAGGAAGGGGUACUAAUCUGGAAUCCUUUUUUAGGCGGAAUAGCCAAAAGUACGUCGUUUUGCGAAACAUGUUUAAAUCAACAAGACAAUACAUGGUAAAAUCCUUUGUUUAUAUAAAAGAAAAUCUUAAAAGUGUUAAAACGAAACUUCACACAAGACUUCCCUGUCAGUGGACCUAGUAAAAAAACUAUUAAAGCUAAGUAAAUCUCAGUUGAAUUAAAUUAAAAUUAGGGUUCUUUUAACUCGGAAAAUUGGUUUAAGUUUUGUGUGCCUCUAAUUUCAAACAUAUGAUUAAGCUGUAUUUCAGUAACAGCUAUAAUUUAUGUAUGAGAAUGAAACUUCACACAAUGUUUCUCGGUCAUUUUACUUGCUGAAAUAACCAAGUUAGAUACCUUUUGAUUGUAUUGAAUUGUAAGUUUCAAUCGUUUUCGACCUACAAAAUUUGUCUCAGUAUCAAGUUAGUAUACCUCACAGAAGAUGUCCUUCUCCUUAAUUCAAAGUACGGUUCAGAUUUGAUUGAGAAAAUUCAGUUGACAUUUUGGAUGGAAGUUGCUCUCGGUGCCAUAACAUAUUUCGGAUUUUAAAAUAUAUUUUAAUAAGAUAAGUAACUGAGUUACAUUAGUCUUGCUAAGUUAUGACUCUUGUUCAGAUUUAGAUGUUGUCAGAUAAUCAAGUGCACUGUCAAUUGGACAUAUGUUAUGAACAUAUCUUCUUUUAUAUUGCCUGUUAGAUUUCCACCAAACCUGGCCUAAGAUGUCCUUGCAUCAACCUUUCUAAAUACACUGCAAAACAACCUUCAUAUAUUAUUUUUUUAUACAUCCUCUUUAGUUUUUCAAAACCAUGGUUGUAAGAAUCUUGAUUCUAUUCUAUUGGCAUUGCUCAACUUGUUCAACUUCUUUGUUCAACUUCAUUGUUAAACUUUUCUUACUAAGUUACAGUUUUUAUCCAGUUCAACCUUCAAAUAUUAUUUUUUAUAAAUCCUCAUUUUUGGUUUUUCACCAACCAUGGUUGUAAGAAUCCCAGCAUUGACCUUUCUCAAAAUCUUGAUCUUGUAUUAUUAUUUCAUUGUGGUACAACAUGACAAAGCAGAUAUAUGUAGAUAUACCAUUGUAUAGGGAAACAGAUUAUCAUCAAACUUACAAACUAGUAGUUUGAUGUUAUAUGAUAAUAAUUUUGAUCUGCAGAACAGUAUUGAUUUUGAAAUACAAAUUGACAACUUCUUUUGAAAAGAUUUUUUUAGCAUUGGUUUAAGUGUGUGUAAAUGAUCAUUUUUCAUUACAGUGGAAAUAUUUGAAAUACUUAAUUAUAUGUCUUAUUCUAACAAUGACAAUGAGAAUAUGGUUCAUUAAAAAAACAAGAAUUCCAUGUUUUUGUAUCAAAAAUCCUUGUUGUUUUCAUGCAACCUAGUCAUCAGUUAAUUAGAUUUUCAUGACCUUGGUGUUGAAGAUCCUGGAGGUAUAAAAUUUUUGAACUAUUAGUUUGUCAUUCUGUACCUUAAUUGCCUAAACUGGUGUUCUUUACUUCUUAAAAUUUGAUUCGGUUUCAGAUCUAAUUUUUCAGGGCUCAUGUGACACACAGUGCUGGCAUCUUUUUAACUCACCUGUCACAAAGUGACAAGGUGAGCUUUUGUGAUUGCGCGUCGUCCGUGCGUCCGUAAACUUUUAUUUUUCAUGGGAUCUUUAUGAAAGUUGGUCAGAAUGUUCACCUUGAUGAUAUCUAGGUCAGAUUCGAAACUGGGUCACGUGCCGUCAAAAACUAGGUCAGUAGGUCUAAAAAUAGAAAAACCUUGUGACCUCUCUAGAGGCCAUAAUUUUAAAUGGAUCUUCAUGAAAAUUGGUCAGAAUGUUCACCUUGAUGAUAUCUAGGUCAAGUUCGAAACUGGGUCACGUGCCUUCAAAAACUAGGUCAGUAGGUCUAAAAAUAGAAAAACCUUGUGACCUCUCUAGAGGCCAUAUAUUUCACAAGAUCUUCAUGAAAAUUGGUCAGAACGUUCACCUUGAUGAUAUCUAGGUCAAGUUCGAAACUGGGUCACGUGCCAUCAAAAACAAGGUCAGUAGGUCAAAUAAUAGAGAAACCUUGUGACCUCUCUAAAGGCCAUAUUUUUCAUGGGAUCUGUAUGAAAGUUGGUCUGAAUGUUCAUCUUGAUGAUAUCUAGGUCAAGUUCGAAACUGGGUCACGUGCGGUCAAAACCUAGGUCAGUAGGUCUAAAAAUAGAAAAACCUUGUGACCUCUUUAGAGGCCAUAUAUUUCAUGAAAUCUUCAUGAAAAUUGGUCAGAAUGUUCACCUUGAUGAUAUCUAAGUCAAGUUCGAAACUGGGUCACGUGCCUUCAAAAACUAGGUCAGUAGGUCAAAUAAUAGAAAAACCUUAUGACCUCUCUAGAGGCCAUAUUUUCCAUGGGAUCUGUAUGAAAGUUGGUCUGAAUGUUCAUCUUGAUGAUAUCUAGGCCAUGUUCGAAAGUGGGUCAGGUGCGGUCAAAAACUAGGUCAGUAGGUCAAAUAAUAGAAAAACCUUGUGACCUCUCGAAAGGCCAUAUUUUCAAUGGAUCUUCAUGAAAGUUGGUCUGAAUGUUCAUCUUGAUGAUAUCUAGGUCAAGUUCGAAACAGGGUCAUGUGCGGUCAAAAACUAGGUCAGUAGGUCUAAAAAUAGAAAAACCUUGUGACCUCUCUACAGGCCAUACUUGUGAAUGGAUCUCCAUAAAAAUCUUUAGAGGCCAUAUAUUUCAUGAAAUCUUCAUGAAAAUUGGUCAGAAUGUUCACCUUGAUGAUAUCUAGGUCAAAUUCGAAAGUGGGUCACGUGCCUUCAAAAAAUAGGUCAGUAGGUCAAAUAAUGAAAAAACGUUGUGACCUCUCUGGAGGCUAUAUUUUUCAUGGGAUCUGUAUGAAAGUUGGUCUGAAUGUUUGUCUUGAUGAUAUCUAGGUCAAGUUUGAAACUGGGUCAACUGCGAUCAAAAACUAGGUCAGUAGGUCUUGAAAUAGAAAAACCUUGUGACCUCUCUGAAUGGAUCUUCAUGAAAAUUGGUCAGAAUGUUCACCUUGAUGAUAUCUAGAUCAAGUUUGAAACUGGGUCAUGUGCCUUAAAAACUAGGUCAAUAGGUCAUAUAAUAGAAAAAUCUUGUGACCUUUUUAUACGCCGGUUUGAAAAACGGGACGUAUAAUGGGAACGCCCCUGGCGGGCAGGCAGGUGGCGUCCACAGACUUUGCCCGGAGCAUAUUUUCUACAUGCAUGAAGGGAUUUUGAUGAAACUUGGCACAGUUGUUCACCAUCAUGUGGCGGAGUGUCAUGCGCAAAAACCAGGUCCCUAGGUCUAAGGUCAAGGUCACACUUAGAGGUCAAAGGUCAAAUUCAAGAAUGACUUUGUCCGGAGCAUAUCUUCUUCAUGCGUGGAGGGAUUUUGAUGAAAGUUGGCACAAUUGUUCAUCAUCAUGAGACGGAGUGUCAUGCGCAAGAACCAGGUCCCUAGUUCUAAGGUCAAGGUCACAUUUAGAGAUCAAAGGAUACAAGAAAGAAAACUUUGUCCGGAGCAUAUCUUCUUCAUGCAUGGAGGGAUUUUGAUAUAACUUUGCACAAAUGUUCACCACCAUGAGGCGGAGUGUCAUGCGCAAGAACCAGGUCCCUAGGUCAAAGGUCAAGGUCACACUUAGAGGCCAAAGGUCAGAUACAAGAAUGACUUUGUCCAAAGCAUUUCUUCUUCAUGCUUGGAGGGAUUUUGAUGUAACUUGGCACAAUUAUACACCAUCAUGAGAGGAAGUUUCAUGCACAGUUCCUUUCUUUAGAAUUGCUUCCCUUUGUUGUUACUAUAAAUAGCUUAUAUUGUAACUUCUUCAUUACUAGUCGUAGGGAAAAAUCAAGACCACUUUUCUGUAGUACAACAUGCAUGCUACAUCCAAUUUUGAGGUGUAUUUUGACCAAUCUCUACCUGGUGAAGAUUUUUGUGUGGACUUCCAUUUUUUUUUUUUUUUUUUUUUUAAAGAUUAACUUCCCUUAGUUGUUACUAUAAAUAACUUAUAUUGUAACUUUUUUAUAAUUGACCAUAGGGAAAAACCAAGACCACUUUUCUGUGGUACAACAUAGAUGUUACUUUCAAAUUUUAGGUGUACUUUAAGGUCUCUCUUAGGAAAACAAAAGACUUACAAUGAUUACUAAACAACCACAAAAUAAAAAUUCAUUUGCAAUACAACAGCUAGAGUAAAGAAAUUUGCUGUGACGGGCGUAUAUUGUGACAUUCUGGCACUCUUGUUAGAGACUAUAUUUUUCAAUGGAUCUUCAUGAAAAUUGGUCAGAAUUUUUUUUCUUGAUAAUAUCUAGGUCAAGUUCAAAACUGGGUCAUAUGAGCUCAAAAACUAGGUCACUAUGUCAAAUAAUAGAAAAAACGACGUCAUACUCAAAACUGGAUCAUGUGGGAAGAGGUGAGCGAUUCAGGACCAUCAUGGUCCUCUUGUUUUAUUCUCAGAUUUGGAAUGUGCAGAGGCAUUAUAUAUGUAUUGAUGAUGAUUAUAUGAAUGGUCUACCAAAUCAUGUGAUCAUGACAGAUCAAAUUUAUUCAUAUAUUGUCAUACUUUAUUAUUUAUUUUCAUAUUCUGUCCCAUGUUGCAAUUGUGUACAGUAUUUCGGAAGUUUGAAUGUAUGUUGUAGAUGAAACAACAUUUUGUGUUUAUGUAUUUUAUAGUGUACAGAACAUCCUUUUAAACAUGUUUCUAUUGAUUUUUUUUAAAAGCAGACCAAUGUUGUGUUUCAUGCAAUAUUUUGUACAGAAAUGUGAAAAAUAAAAUAUGAAAACCUAGUGA